AGGAUGUUGAUGCAUUACUGUGCGUAAUGUUAGACGGGCCACCGGUGUUGUUCAUUUGGUGUUCACCUCAUUUUGUAUGCGUCCACUCGCCCCACCAUCAGCUUAUUUCAGGUGCGGCGUUAUCGGAUAUUCAGACUCGCUUUAUGGAGCAGUGCCAUGUAGCCCAAUAAUAAGGUACUGCAGGUUGGUUUCAUCAACACAUACUUGAGUUCUGCGCAGAGAGCAUCUUGCCUGUUCCUUUGGUCAGUUGGACCUUCUUCGGGUAAGGCAUUGUAUUAUUUUAUCUUUUGCUAGUUUAGUAGCAGGAAAAUUGAUGUCGUGGUUUGUUUACAUUGGUUAUAUAGAAGAUUUGAACAUAUUUUAAAACGUUGUCAAAGAUGCAUGCAAAGUUAUUGGAUUAUUGUAGCCAAGAGAGUGAUUAUAAGGAGAAGAUAUACUUAUGUCGUAGUGGUAUGUGGAGAUUAUGAGGAGAAUUUAAACUUGUGUCGUAGUGGUAUGUGGAGAUUAUGAGGAGAAUUUAUACUUGUGUCGUAGUAACAAGCAGAUGUCAUUAAAACUGAUUAUGUCAGCGAGUUGCCUCCUCCUGUCAAUCAACGUUAUAUAUAUAUAUAUAUAUAUAUAUACCAGAUCCAAAUUUGGAAGGUUCCAGAUGCCAUACACACACAAACACCAUACAUACACACACACACAUACACAGACAGUGUGAAAGCAAACGCUAGAAUGUGUCUGGGUUAUUUCAAUAGGCCAGGUGAAGUCAAACAGCGCGUUCCUAUUAGAUCGUCUUUGAAUCAUGUAGCAUUAUAGAAACGUUAAUAUAUAAUAUAUAUAUUUGAACACACAGCGCCUGAUGUUUGACGUGUUGUUUCCACAAUCCUAUUUAGGUCUACAGACGUAAGGCGAGCCAUGGACUCAAGUGUCUCCCUCCAGGUGGAGGACUACGUCGUCAUAGCUGUGACCCUGCUUGUACCCCUGGGGAUAGGUGUGUUGUUCGCCGUCAGAGACGCCAACAAGGCCACCAGAGACGUGUACCUGCUGGGGGAGAGGAGGAUGUCACUGUUCCCCGUUACCUUGUCACUCUUCGCCACCUACGUGGUAAAUCUAACAGCUUUAGACAUCUCACUGUUCCCUGUUACCUUGUCACUCUUCGCCACCUAAGUGGUAAUCAACAACUUUAGACAUCUCCUCGCUAGGACGUAUCAGCACGUGUGUGUAGUUCCAUAAUGAAUUAUUUCAUGACGCGACAAGAUGUCCAAUCAUUAACAUGGCACUGUGGUUUGAACAAUAAUAAGUUAUCACAAUAAAACCCCGAAGUAUUAAAAAAGCGAUGUUUGAAAUCUUCAGUUGUAAUGUUAGGUGCGCACUUUGAAACACUGGCUUCAAUUAAACCCCGAAAAAUUAUUUUAAAAAAGCGAUGUUCGAAAUCUACAUUUGUAAUGUUAGGUGCGCACUUUGAAACACUGACUUAAAAAAAAACUUUAAUACAAUUAUUAUUUCAUCUGGUUAUCCUUCAAGGGGCACACGCUCUGGUCGGCUUAUAUUGACUUUGAAAUGUUUAAUAGGCUCUGGUAACUAUGACAAUAAUAACAUGUUUGAAAUAAACAUGCAGUAGAACAAAAAAUAACAAGAUGGAACACACUCCCACAAACACGAAAUAACUCAAACCAAAUGACUUCAAUUCAGACCAACAACUUUCAGGUAAAAAAUGUAAUUUUACAGCUUCGUCGAGAGUAUCGUCCAAGCGAAAUGACCACGUGAUCAUAUAAAAAUUGAUUAUUUUAUCUGUCUUUAUUUGGUUAAAUGCCCGAACACAUUUUUGAUUCGAUUUUUUCCCUAUUGAAUCAAAACCAUGCGACACAACAGUGAACUUUUCUUGACACAAUAGUGAAUAUUUCUCGACACAAUAGUGAACAUUUCUCGACACAAUAGUGAACAAUUCACGACACAAUAGUGAACAUUUCAGGACACAAUAGUGAACAUUCCUCGACACAAUAGUGAACAUUUCAGGACACAAUAGUGAACAUUUCAGGAAACAAUAAAGAACAUUUCAGGACACAAUAGUGAACAUUUCAGGACACAAUAGUGAACAUUUCAGGACACAAUAGUGAACAUUUCAGGACACAAUAGUGAACAUUUCAGGACACAAUAAUGAACAUUUCAGGACACAAUAGUGAACAUUUCAGGACACAAUAGUGAACAUUUCAGGACACAAUAGUGAACAUUUCAGGACACAAUAGUAAAAAUUUCACGACACAAUAGUGAACAUUCCUCCACACAAUAGUGAACAUUUCAGAACACAAUAGUGAACAUUUCAGGACACAAUAGUGAACAUUCCUCCACACAAUAGUGAACAUUUCAGGACACAAUAGUGAACAUUUCAGGACACAAUAGUGAACAUUUCAGGACAUAAUAGUGAAAUUUCAGGACACAAUAGUGAACAUUUCACGACACAAUAGUGACCAUUCCUCGACACACGAGCUUUUGAGCCACCUAUUGAAGACUAAUGAUUAAAUAUAAAUAAUUAAAAUAACCUGUCCAUUUAACGAGGCAUGGUCAAUUUUUUUUCUCCAGUCUGCUAUUUCCCUGAUGGGCUCCCCCACUGAUAUCUACACCUAUGGAAGCAUGUUUAUCAUUAUACACGUGGGAUUCGGCAUCGCCUUUAUGAUUGGGGCCUUCACGAUGGUUCCCCUGAUGCACCCCCUCCGUGUCACAAGCAUCUACGAAUAUCUUCAGAAGCGGUUCAACUCCACCACAGUCCGGGUCUUCAGUGUGACCGUUGGCAUGUUGACCACC
This is a messenger RNA of Lymnaea stagnalis (great pond snail), 2790 nucleotides long. The record is from the annotation of a GenBank genome assembly. NCBI's taxonomy places the organism in Eukaryota, Metazoa, Mollusca, Gastropoda, Lymnaeidae.